Brachypodium distachyon (stiff brome) is the source of this 1080-nucleotide messenger RNA. Its product is annotated as WUSCHEL-related homeobox 4. The coding region runs from base 97 to 807 and encodes 236 amino acids. Gene Ontology annotation, cellular component: nucleus. Gene Ontology annotation, biological process: procambium histogenesis; cell division; phloem or xylem histogenesis. Gene Ontology annotation, molecular function: DNA binding; DNA-binding transcription factor activity. The record is from RefSeq and is a predicted model, not a curated record. The transcript has 3 exons. NCBI's taxonomy places the organism in Eukaryota, Viridiplantae, Streptophyta, Magnoliopsida, Poales, Poaceae.
CUUAACCCCAGGCAAAUCGGCCCAUCUCCCAUUUCCCAUACAAAACUUUGCGUUAAACUAUAGGAGUAGUACAGUUACGUACGAUCCAGAUCCAACAUGAGGCUUCAGCAUCUGCAUGUGGCCUACCUGGAGAACAAGAAAGCGGCCUCCAGCUCUUCCUCUGCGUUGUCGCCGUCUCAAACACCAUCCACCUUCCCCUUUGCCUUCCAAUGUCUCCGCCCGCUGGCGCCCAAGAUCUCGCUGCCGGAGCCGAGGACGAAGGCGCCCGAGUUCGGUCGCGUCAGAACCGCCGCCUCCAAGCUGCUGGCAUGCACUGUGCAGGUGGCGGCGGGGGGGACGACGCGGUGGAACCCGUCCACGGAGCAGAUAAAGGUGCUGGAGGCGCUGUACCGGGGCGGGAUGCGAACCCCGAACGCGGCGCAGAUCGAGCGCAUCACGGAGGAGCUCGGCAGGCACGGCCGGAUCGAAGGGAAGAACGUCUUCUACUGGUUCCAGAACCACAAGGCCCGCGAGCGCCAGAAGCAGAAGCGCGCCGCGCUCCUCACCCUCGCCACGGCCGGCACCGGCCUCGACGACUCUUCCGAUUCCCCGCCGCCGCCGCCGGAAACGACGACGACCACCAAGGAUGGAGCGGAGAAGAUGGAAGCGGCAGCGUGUGCCGAUGUCGACGUCACGACGAGCUGCAAGCGGCGGUGCAAAGCGUGGGGUGACGGCGGACAUGGCGGUGCGGCGGAGACGGAGGGCGGCGGCGCCGCCGACGAUGUCACCUUGGAGCUCUUCCCGUUGCGUCCGCAGGGGAAAGCUUAGACAUCGGCUUUAAUUGUCGUGCCUGUGCUGUUGUGCAGAUUGAUUACCUGUUUUGCAUGCACACGCAUGCAUAUCGGCCGGCGUAUGCAUGGUGAGCCAUGCAAAGGGAUUGUUUUGGCGGUUCGCUGUCAAAGCUUUGACGAUUUCUUCGCGUGUGCUGGCUGUUUUAGUACUGCUGUUUGGACUUUUCCUAACUCCGGUGUGCACGUGUACUUGUGUACUUGUGUGGCUGACUUGCCAGGGCGUGUAUUGUAAUCAGACGUGAUCUCAGAA